Rotaria sp. Silwood2 is the source of this 378-nucleotide messenger RNA. Lineage: Eukaryota; Metazoa; Rotifera; Eurotatoria; Philodinida; Philodinidae. The record is from the annotation of a GenBank genome assembly.
AUGUUACUGAGAGCGCUUGAUCAACGAGAACAUCCAGAAAUUGCAUGUGAUUAUGCAUUUACCGAUGCACACGGUGGAGACUAUUACAUUUUGGUUAUUAUUCAUAAAUAUGCAGACAGAAUAGAGAUUUGUUCUUCGUAUCAAGACAUGACUCUUGUUAGAGAUGCCUAUAGCGGUAUUGCUUUAUUGGAACGUAAACCAAUUUCUUGGCUAAAAGAAAAUGCAUCACGAAGUUUAGAGGCACAUACGAAAGUAGUAAGAAUUUUUAGUGCAAAUUUAUACACUGCACAACCUAACACUAUAUCAAGUGAUGUUGGUGGUGAUAUGUACGGCUAUAAUUCGCAUGGAAACGUAUUACAACGACGUGGUAAAAAGUGA